UGUGGCUAUAGUUAGUAUGUGGCUAGUAAUAAGUUAACAAAUUGGUGAAUUCAUUACUAUGGAAUAAAAGAAGAUAACUGCAUCAUGACGCAAAAAAACAUUUCUGGUUGUUGCAGCUUCAUAUGGCAAUGGAUUAAACAACUAUAUGCAGAUAACGUUGUAGAGCUGAAGGAGCUACUAUGGUUUGUAGCACUUAUGAUUCAAAACCAUUUUUCAGACCUACGUUGCUCCACUUCAGAUGAUCUGGUGGAAAAUUGCCUAACUUCACUUGUUAAGAUCCCUCCUACUUUGCUAAACUUUUCACCAUUUAUUAUUGUACUUGCCUUUUCUGGACACCUUGGGAAAAUGGACCUUGAUGCAAUGACACUUUGUUCUUCUUUUAUAACUAUCACAGGUAUUUCCAUUGGACAAGGAUUAACGACAGCAUGUGAUACACUUGUCUCCCAAAUUUAUGGAGGAAAAAACCUGAAACUCAUUGGUGUUAUUAUACAACGCGCUAUACUCAUCCUCUUUCUUGCUUGCUUCCCAUGUUGGGCAUUAUUUGUUAACACCAAAAGCAUUUUGCUUCUUCUUGGACAAGAUCCCAAAGUGGCAAGCUUGGCAGAGAGGUGCGUGAUGGUGCAAAUUCCAUCUCUUCCAGUAAUAUUUUAUUGCCAACUUCAACAACGGUAUUUGCAAAACCAGGGUAUUAUUUGGCCUCAGACCAUAAUAUGUUUUAUUGGAAAUAUUCUUCUUAUCAUCUUGUGCUAUGUUUUUCUGUUCAUAGUAAAAACUGGAGUGAUAGGAGCUUCAGUGGCUUUAACUAUCACUUACACAUCUGAGUUGAUCUUACUUUUCCUCUUCAUCCAUCUGAAAAAGUUACAUGUGGACACAUGGCCAGGCUGGUCUUUUAUUUGUUUGGCGGACUGGAAUUCUUUCCUGUCUCUGGGAAUUCCCAGCAUGCUGAUGCUGUAUACUGAAUGGUGGAUAUACGAUAUAGCAAUCUUUUUAGCAGGUCAUAUUAACUUAGUGGAACUUGGAGCACAAGCAGUACUGUUGGAACUUGGCAUCUUUCUCCAUGAGAUCAGCUAUUCAGUUGCUAUGGCAUGUAGCAUUAAAUUGGGUAACUAUUUAGGUGCUGGAGAGACGGAUAAAGCUAAGAAGGUAGCACAACUCAGUUUUCUUGUAACAGCUUUCACCACAUUGUUUCUAAUCAGCAUUUUGCUUGGUCUUAGGACCCCAAUUGUCUCACUUCUUACCAAUGACAAAGAAAUACUAUCUCUGGUCAUCAAAGCAACACCCAUUAUUGCAAUAUUCUUUGUUGCUGAUGCAAUGUGUGCUCUUUUUGGGGGAAUUAUCAGAGGAACUGGUAAACAAACAGUUGGAGCUAUAGUAUAUGCUCUUGGGUUUCUCUUGAUCAACUUUUCUAUUUCUAUCCCUUUGAUGUUUGUUGUGAAGAUUGGCACAAGAGGUUUUUGGAUUGGAGUAACAGCUGGGAUCUUUUUUAUUGAUAUUUUUUUCCUCAUCUAUUACUGGAGGAUAAACUGGCAAGAUCUGACAAAACAGGCUCAGGAACGAGCAGGGUUGACCAAAAACUCUGAGAAAGAGCCUAUCUCUUUUCACUACAGCGGUCACGAUACCUCAGACAACUUGGAGUUAAAGAAUUAUGCUGCAUUGGAAUCUUCAAACAGUGAAACUCAGCUAGAUAGGCAAGUGUCUCAGCCUUCCAAAAAGAAGAUUGAUCAACCUUUGAAAAAAAUUAUUAUACGCCGAGUACUUGAUACUAUAGCAGUUGUAUCCGUAUUUAUUAUUGGACUUAUUAUUAGAUUCACUGUCAAACAUCCCUAGCUACUUAGCUACAGAACAUACUUUCUGUUUCAUUUAUUAUGCUCCACAAUUAUCAAGAAUCGAAGAACGGAACUGUAGGUCCAAGAUUUUUAUUGCAAAGUAGUUUCAACCUGUUUGUUGGCAGUAGCAGUAAUGUGUCUGCAACAGAAGCAAUGUUAUUUAAAGCAAACACUUCAACAAAAUAAGGAACCAUUUUUUUCAAAAUGGGUGUUGCUGGUGUAAUCAAAAUAAAGUCUUCACAAUAAUGUAA
Molecule: messenger RNA, 2077 nt
Organism: Bombina bombina (fire-bellied toad)
Lineage: Eukaryota; Metazoa; Chordata; Amphibia; Anura; Bombinatoridae
Product: multidrug and toxin extrusion protein 1-like
Exons: 18
Coding region: 85-1827 (580 amino acids)
Biological process (GO): xenobiotic detoxification by transmembrane export across the plasma membrane
Cellular component (GO): membrane
Molecular function (GO): xenobiotic transmembrane transporter activity; antiporter activity
Source: RefSeq, a predicted model, not a curated record